Molecule: messenger RNA, 588 nt
Organism: Paramecium sonneborni
Lineage: Eukaryota; Ciliophora; Oligohymenophorea; Peniculida; Parameciidae
Source: the annotation of a GenBank genome assembly
UAUUCAAUGUAAUAGAGAGUCAGUAUCAAGGAUCUUUAUAUCUUAGCUACUCAAAGUUCUAUGAUAUCAUUUUAAAGUGUUUUUUUGAAUCAAACACAAGAUCCACCUUUGAAAUUUUUAAGGCUUAAUUGUCUAAAUUUAAAUGAAUAGUUAAAACUUAGAGAUUAGCUUUAAAAUUCAACUGUUUUGUCAAUUAAAAUUAAUUUAUUUGAAUAAGAAGUAAAUACACAAGAAUUUGAUAAAUUAUUGUCAUUAUUAGGAGAUUUUGCAAUAGUAAGAGAUCUUGAAGUUAUAUUAAAUAAGUAUCUCUAUUUUAUAAUUAAAUUAAUUAGGGCAAAGUUUGUUAAUAUUAGUAGUAUAUUUUGUAGUUUAGCAUCAAUUAAAUCUGUGAUAAAUUUGAACUUAGAUUUAAAGGGGAUAUAAAUGGAUUAAAAUGAUAUCAUUUAUGGAAUAUAAAUAAUAAAAUAAUUAAAUUAGAUUAAGCGUUUAACAUUAGAUUGUUCAAGUAUGGAUUUUAUCAAUUUUUUGAAAGCAGAAUUAGAUGAUAAAAUAAGAAUGAUUUGUUAUCAUGAAUCAUAAUUAAUUUGA